This is a messenger RNA of Anneissia japonica, 726 nucleotides long. Its product is annotated as receptor expression-enhancing protein 5-like. The transcript has 5 exons. Lineage: Eukaryota; Metazoa; Echinodermata; Crinoidea; Comatulida; Comatulidae. The record is from RefSeq and is a predicted model, not a curated record. Bases 148 to 726 code for a protein of 192 amino acids.
UAAGGACGAGCUUAGUACAUGCGCGUUCUAUAUUUACAAUGAGAAAAUUCCCCGGGCAUUUUACGUACAGCAUAAUAAUUAAGCGCGUCGGAGCAAAACUGGGAGUGUCGUGUGUAAAGCCAAAUACAGCGAGGAAUUCCAGCCAAGAUGUCGAAUAUUGUGGAGGAUAUUAAGGCUAAGGUGAAUGCACAGCCGCCUUGGCUUAAAAUCACAAUAAUUGUGGUUGCUGUAUCAUUACUGCUAUAUCUCCUAUUUGGUUACCCAGUCCUGCGAGUCAUUAUUUAUUAUCCAAUAGGAAUAGUCUUGUGUUUGGUAACAUACCUCUACCCGACAUAUGCCAGCUUGAGAGUAAUUAAAAGCGGAAAUAUAAAGACAAAUGAGAUCACGCAAUGGGUAGUGUUUUGGAUUGUACUCGGACUGUACAGUGUCUUUGAAUUCUUUAUCGUAACAAACAGCGCAUUUGGAAUCAUUGAGUAUCUCCUGCAAUGCCUCUUGGCCUGGUUUCCACUCUAUUACUUCUGUUCGCAUAACACUAUGAGCACGAAGUCAUGUGUGUUGCUUUGGUGUAUGGCACCCAUUGAGAGUAACGGGGGCAUUAUUCUGUACGACAAGCUGCUGUUCCCCCUCUUGGCGAAACAUGAGAAAGAGAUUGAGAAGAACUUUGAUAAAGUGAGAGAUCUCCUGACAACCAAGAGGAAGCCAGAUGCAGAGACACAUUCUGACUAA